Cucumis melo (muskmelon) is the source of this 1358-nucleotide messenger RNA. RefSeq names its product mitogen-activated protein kinase kinase kinase 18-like. Bases 44 to 1348 code for a protein of 434 amino acids. Lineage: Eukaryota; Viridiplantae; Streptophyta; Magnoliopsida; Cucurbitales; Cucurbitaceae. The transcript has a single exon. Gene Ontology annotation, molecular function: ATP binding; protein kinase activity. Gene Ontology annotation, biological process: protein phosphorylation. The record is from RefSeq and is a predicted model, not a curated record.
ACUCAUACUCCCAUCAAAGUUUCUUUUCUUUUCUGCCAACCAAAUGGACUGGACUAGAGGCCACGUCAUUGGCCACGGCUCCUCCGCCACCGUUUUUCUCGCUACCGAUUCUCCCUCCGGCGAUGUCUUCGCCGUCAAAACUGCCCAGCUUUCGCAGUCGCAGUCUCUUCGCAAGGAGCAACAGUUUCUUUCUUCUUUAGCCUCUCCUUACAUAGUUUCUUAUAGAGGCUUUGAAGUCCGUAGAGAACAGAGUGGGGUCAUGAUGUUCAAUCUUUUCAUGGAGUACUUACCCAACGGCUCACUCGCCGACACAAUUCGCCGCCGUGGAGGACAACGGCUCGACGAGGCAACGAUUGCAAUCUACACAAGGCAGUUACUAAUGGGUCUACAAUACAUUCAUUCCAAAGGCAUAGUACAUUGCGACAUUAAAGCCCGAAACAUUUUGAUUGGUCUAGACGGCGAGGCUAAAUUGGCUGAUUUCGGUUGCGCCAAGUGGGCAACAAGCCAAACGGAUCCAAUCGGCGGCACGCCCUUGUUCAUGGCGCCGGAAGUAGCUCGUGGUGAACACCAAGGUUUCCCCUCCGACAUUUGGUCAAUUGGGUGUACAAUUAUCGAAAUGGGCACCGGUGGCGGCUCGCCUUGGCCAAAAACAACCGACGACACCGACCCGAUUUCUGCUCUGUAUCGGAUUGGGUAUUCCGGGGAGUCGCCGGAAAUUCCAUGUUAUUUAUCUGAAGAAGCAAAGGAUUUCUUGGAGAAGUGUUUGAAAAGGAAUCCAAGUGAGAGAUGGACGGCCAAUGAGUUAAUGAAUCAUCCAUUUUUAAAGGAAUUGAAUUGUAGAAGGCCAUGUAAAACGGAGGAAGUUCAUUCAGAAUCGCCGACGAGUAUUCUAGAACAGGGGAUAUGGAGAUCGAUUGAAGAAAGUGAAAUUAGGGGAAGGGAAUUGGUAAGAUCCGAUGGUUGGGAGGCAGCGGAAGCAGAGGAGCAGAUCCGACGGCUGUGGAUGAUUUCAGGGGAGCCCAGAUGGGAAGAGGAUGAGAAUUGGAUUACAAUUAGAAGGAAAGAAGAAGGAGAGAAGAAUGGUGGGGCAGAUGAGCCAGAAGUGAAAAAAUGUAGUAAUUAUUCUAAAAAUAAUAAUAAUAAUAGUAAUUGGGGUGAGAAAAAGAGAGGUAGUGGAGGGGAAGAGUGGUUGGAAAUGGAAUUAGGGAAUAUUAGUUGUGGAAUUAGUAGGAAUGAUUUGGGAGACUAUAGUUGUAGGAAUAUUAUUAGUCUUGUAAAUAAUAAUAAUCCUUUAUCUUUUCAUACACUUACACCUAUAUUUCUUCCUUUAAUGCCAACUAUAUUAUGAGAUUCAAUUC